GCAUGACUUUCUAGGUUAGAAAGCAACACAGCUUCUGGCUGGCUCUUUCCAUCUCUCUCUUCUGAAUGGUGGACUUCAGAAUCCAGCCAUCAUAUUGCAAGGAAGUUCAGACCACAUGAAAAGGCUCAUAUAGAGAGGAAUUAAAGCCCCAGUUGAGAGCCAGCAUCAGCUGCCAGACAUGUGAGUAAAUGAGCAUUAAGAUGUUUUCAGCUCCCAGCCUUUGAGUCUUCUGACUAAGGCCUCAGAUAUUGUGGAGCACAGAUAAGCCAUUCCUGCUGUGAUCUAUAUAAAUUUCUGACCCAUAUAAAUCCAGAGAGAUAAUACAUGAUUAUUGUUGUUUUAAGCCAUUAAGUUUUGCAGUAAUUUGUUACACUGCCAGAGUAACUGAAGCACUCCUCUCAUGCUGCUUAAGGUCAUAAAAACUGCUUAGGCACUCUCUUACCUCUCUUGGGCUCCUGUCGCACACCAGGCCUUCCUCCUGUACAGAUACCCACCUGUUGUCUCUAGCUCCCUGCCUGGGGACAAUUUUCUGACUGUGUAAAAGUGAACUAGAGUCCAAGCAAAGCAAUGGUGGCCCCACUGUGCUGAGGAGCAGAGACCAGAGUUCAGGGCAGAAGAAGAGAAGAGAACCAGAAAUUAAUUAACGGGAACUUGAUCAAAAUGCCACUGAAAAAGUCCAGGCAAUGUUCACAGCCAUUGAUGAACUCUUGUAUGAGCAGAAGUUGAGUGUGCAUACCAAGAGUCUACAAGAAGAGUGCCAACAGUGGACAGCCAGCUUUCCUCACCUCAGGAUUCUAGGUAGGCAGAUAAUCACUCCAAGUGAAGGUUAUAGAUUGUAUCCUAGAUCCCCUUCUGCUGUUUCUGCUUCAUAUGAAACAACCUUGUCUCAAGAAAGAGAUUCUACUAUAUUUGGUAUAAGGGGAAAGAAGUUACAUUUUUCAUCUUCUUAUGCUCAUAAAGCAUCUUCCAUUGCCAAAUCCUCCAGCUUUUGUUCUAUGGAAAGAGACGAGGAAGACUCUAUAAUCUUCUCGGAAGGAAUAAUUGAGGAAUACCUAGCAUUCGAUCACACAGAUAUGAAAGAGGGAUUUCAUGGCAAGAAAUCAGAAGCAGCUACAGAGAAACCGAAAUUAGGGUAUCCUCCCAUUGCUCCAUUUUACUGCAUAAAAGAAGAUGUCCUUGCUUAUGUGUUUGACAAUGUAUGGAGCAAGGUUGUGAGCUGUAUGGAGGAGUUGACACGUAGUCACUGGGAAGGAUUUGCCUCUGAUGAUGAGAGUGAUGUUGCAAUUACCAGACCCGAUUCAGAAAGUUCAUGUGUGCUGAGUGAACCACAUCCUUUGGUGUUACCACGAGUGCCACAGUCUAAGGUGCUGUCCAUUACCUCAAAUCCGAUGAGUCUCUGUCAAGCAAGCAGUCAUCAGCCAAAUGUGAAUGGUCUUUUGGUUCAUGGGAUGCCUCUACAGCCAAGAAAUCUCUCCCUAAUGGACAAGCUCCUAGAUCUUGAUGACAAGCUACUUAUGAGGCCUGGGUCCAGUACCAUCCUUUCAACUCGAAAUUGGCCAAAUCGAGCUGUGGAGUUUAGUACAUCAUCUCUGUCAUACACAGCGCAGUCCACCAGGAGACGCAAUCCACCGCCACGAACCCUUCAUCCGAUCAGCACCAGCCAUUCACGUGCUGGAACACCAAGACCUAUGGAAGAAAUCCUCAGAGGAGCCCGAGUCCCAGUGGCAGCCGACUCGCUCUCCUCUCCCUCACCAAUGCCCCUGAGUCGAAAUAAUCUGCUACCACCUAUUGGCACAGCUGAAGUGGAACAUGUGAGCACUGUGGGGCCACAAAGACAGACGAAACCCCAUGGCGACUCUACUCGAGCUCAAAGUGCGGUGGUGGAUGAACCUAACUAUCAGCAGCCACAAGAAAGGCUCCUUUUGCCCGACUUUUUCUCCAGGCCCAACACAACUCAAUCAUUUUUGCUGGAUACACAGUAUCGUCGCUCGUGUGCAGUUGAGUAUCCGCAUCAGGCCAGACCUGGCAGGGGAUCUGCAGGUCCUCAGUUACAUGGGUCUACAAAAUCUCAAAGCAGAGGCGGACCAGUCUCUCGAACCAGGCAGGGACCAUAAGGCAAAUGAGAAGAACCUGUCAGGCUGCAGGAAACACGAGAUUUCAUGAAGCCGUAUUCAGUCAUCAAGUGAUGUAGAGCUUGUAUAGAAGAUCGACUAGAAACCAUCUUCAUGAAGGGUGAUUUUGGCACAAGUGACUGAAGAACAAAACAGCACAGCCGCCAAAAAUGACAUGCGUGUUUUUUCUAUCUCCAGUUACUGUCUCUUUCAGCAGAAAUUAACCUAUUCCAUUGGAAAGAAAAGUUUGUACCCAAAGAUGCAACAAUGAAUAAUAGCCAAAUCACUGCUCAUGUUGUCUCUUAACAAUGAUCAGUUCAAUCAUAUAGGAUUUGAUGAGCUCACACAUACAUAAAAAGCAGCAAAUGGUCAGUGACAAUAUCACUGGCUUCAGAAUACUUCAGCUUGUGUUCAUUUCUGGAGAGCUAUACUCAGUUUUAAGUCAUUUUGCUAUCAAAAAUCUGACCUCAUCCAACAGACGUCAUUUCUAAAACUCUCUUUAGAUGUCCUACCCUAUUAACAGAUUAAAAUGGAAGGGGUGUGUAACUAAAGACAUAAAUGUUAAGCAUUAAAGUAACUUCUGUAAUAAAGUAUAUUGCAUAUUUUUUUAGAUAGGACAGUUCAACCUUAUGAUGCCUACCUGAUGCCGGGUUAUGCUUAUUUUCUUCCUAAAGUAGGUUACUGGUCAUAUCUUUUUUCCAAAUAUUAAAUGCACCUUGCCAGAUAUUCUCCUGCAACUCUAAGGAAAGGAAGUCAAAAAAUAAUUUGUAGAAUCUACUAUUGGGCCAAAGUAUAAUUCCCUAAAAGUUUAAGAAACCCUGGCAAUUAAUUCAGCAUAAACAUAUCCUAUAAACAGCAGGAGAGGUUCAGCUUUCUGACUUUACUGUGGACCUAAGGGCAUUCAUGAAAGCAGCAACAGUUUUAACUAUGGCUUAAAUUUAUUUUAAAUUUCACUAAAUACAAAUCUUGAUUGUCAUGCCAGUUUUAGAUCUUAUUAAUUUUCAGAAUGGAUAAAUUCAAUAAUCAUAAAUUGCAAUAACUUUUUUUUUAUACCAAGGUGUUCUAAUGCCAUCAUAUGAAGACAGAUGCUUCAAAGAACCUGCACUAAAUUAUAUUUUUAAUACAAUUAAAAACUAUUUUUAACCUA
Molecule: messenger RNA, 3258 nt
Organism: Macaca mulatta (Rhesus monkey)
Lineage: Eukaryota; Metazoa; Chordata; Mammalia; Primates; Cercopithecidae
Gene: FAM149B1
Product: family with sequence similarity 149 member B1
Biological process (GO): cilium assembly; protein localization to cilium
Source: RefSeq, a predicted model, not a curated record